This is a messenger RNA of Fusarium vanettenii 77-13-4, 1290 nucleotides long. RefSeq lists its product as uncharacterized. The annotation marks the transcript as partial. The transcript has a single exon. Lineage: Eukaryota; Fungi; Ascomycota; Sordariomycetes; Hypocreales; Nectriaceae. Gene Ontology annotation, molecular function: protein binding. The record is from RefSeq and is a predicted model, not a curated record.
CUCGAAUCUCUUCCCCGUGAGCUUCUAGACGACAUCACAUCCUACCUACAGCCUCACCAGCUUGCCCAACUCUCGUUCACUUGCAAGUAUCUCAGCCAGCAUGUUGAGCCUCUCCUCUGGGAAAGCGUUGAACUCCAUAAGCCUGGCUACCACGCAUUAUCCGUCGAACCAAACUCGGCGCCUCCUAUCAGACCCGCAUCCUACUAUCGAUGGAUUUAUGGCUGGACAAGUUUUUUGAGAGCAAGUCAUAGAGCAGAGGCUUUCUUCACCAUGCUGCAGCGGCUACACAGGGAUGACCCGGAACAGCUCCAGCGACUCGCUAGUCGCGUCAAGAGCCUCUGCGCUGUUAUUAAACCAGACUGGCAACCUCGCACCGCCGACAGUAAUGAAGCCGUUCGAAAUGGCAUCAUCCAGUUCUGGCAGCUAUUGCCAUUCUUUAUAAACCUGGAAAAGCUCGAACUUCAUGGUGACCUCGCCUCAAAACCAGAACACGAGCAACCCACCCCCGAAAUCACAGCUCCGCCUCUGUCACUCCAAGUUGCCAAGCUGUUCGGUUACAUCCCUUGCACUGUUUCAGCGUGGCUUCUCAAGUCGGGAAACACGCUUGAGUGGCUGGAACUCGGACUCCUAGAUCGUCCAUUUGAUCUUGUGGAUAGCGAUGAGGAGGAUUUGCUGCGUUCACGCGACAUAGGCGAAGGCGAAGGCAGUCAAAAUGAGCGCGAAGCCUACGAGAUUGACCACAACGACGAAUACUUCUACUCCACCAUUCCACGACCUUUGGUCAACUUUCUCCCAAGCUCUCCCAACCUCGAGUUCCGCUCAGAGUUAACCCUGCCACGGUUGAAGCAUCUGCAUCUAUGCCAGCCAUGCAAAGGAAGCUAUGACACGCAUGUGGUCAGCUGGUCGAUAACUAAUCAAGCAAAAUGCCUCUCGGACUGGCGAGACAUUCUUCUGGCUUGCGGCAAUACCGUUGAGGUGCUGGUUUUGGAGCAACGGCCAUCUAUUGACUUGUGGGGUGUCGAGGAGCACCACUUAGACGAAGCCGAGGUUCUAGAGGACGAUCAGAAUGGAAAAAGACACAGAGCACUAAUAAAGAUGGUCCAGAGGCUCUUGGUGCCUGAAGAUGCUUUGAAAGGGGUGAAGCGAGUGUACCUAUACGGAAUGGUUGUCGGGCAGGAUGAGCUGGGGAACCCGACAGACCGCUAUCCCUCUGGCCGGUUCAUGCGUCUUCUCGAGUCGCGAGGGAUCAAGUGUGAGGCUCGGCAGGGCCAUUGGUUCGUGUACGACGAG